UAACCGAUCAACCAAUCCAUUUUGCACUUGCUCACAGAGGCACACGUAUACCAUACCAACACGUCGUCACAGGGGAAGAAAUGGGCUCGUGCGCCUCGCGCUCGCCGGCGGCGGGGUACGGGCGGGCAGCGGCCACCAAGACGGCGAAGGUGAUUGGCCUGGACGGCUCCAUGGCGCAGUACGCGGCGCCGGUCACGGCGCGCGAGGCACUGCUUGACGCCGCCCGCGCGUCGAGCUUCCUGUGCAGCUCGGACGAGCUCCGCCUUGACGCGCCCGCCCGCGCGCUGGCCGCCGACGAGGCGCUCCAGCCCGGGUGGCUCUACUUCGUGCUGCCCGUGUCUAUGCUCCGUCGGCCGCUCUCGGGGCAGGAGAUGACCGCCCUCGCCGUCAGGGCCAGCUCGGCGCUGGCCGUCGCGAGCGGCAUCGCGUCCCCCACGCGCGGCAAGAACGGGAAGCGGCGGAAGGUGGCGGCUCGAGUGGCGCCACUCGCUGACGAUGAAGAUGUCGCGGAGCGGGGCGGUGGAUGGGGUCAACGCCGUGCGUACGGCAAAUACGGUGGCAUGCGCAAGAGCGUGCAGGCCGCCGGUGAUGAGACGGUUCGGAAGGCGAGGGAAGGAGAUGGUUACGGUGGAAGGCGCAACGGCCGUCAUCGUCGUCGACGUCGUGCAGGCGCGCAAAGGUUGAGCGCGAUUUUGGAGGCCGAUGACUUCUGAGUUCAACGAUUCUUGGGAGUGCUUAAUUUAAUUCCGUUAUUAGCUACUGUAUAAGUUGCUUCUGUCCGUCGGUCGACCCGAUCGAACCAUGUAUGUACCGCAUACAACAAUUCCUUGAUGUUUUUUGACAUGAAAAGUUGAAAACUCACUAGCAAAA
Hordeum vulgare subsp. vulgare (domesticated barley) is the source of this 870-nucleotide messenger RNA. RefSeq lists its product as uncharacterized. The coding region runs from base 81 to 713 and encodes 210 amino acids. NCBI's taxonomy places the organism in Eukaryota, Viridiplantae, Streptophyta, Magnoliopsida, Poales, Poaceae. The transcript has a single exon. The record is from RefSeq and is a predicted model, not a curated record.